This is a messenger RNA of Xiphophorus maculatus (southern platyfish), 2216 nucleotides long. It is a transcript of the gene ptpn7, whose product is annotated as protein tyrosine phosphatase, non-receptor type 7. NCBI's taxonomy places the organism in Eukaryota, Metazoa, Chordata, Actinopteri, Cyprinodontiformes, Poeciliidae. Bases 438 to 1673 code for a protein of 411 amino acids. The transcript has 11 exons. Gene Ontology annotation, biological process: protein dephosphorylation. The record is from RefSeq and is a predicted model, not a curated record. Gene Ontology annotation, molecular function: protein tyrosine phosphatase activity.
AGUAAGCGUGGGCGUGCUGACUUCCUGCUCUGAGGAAACGCUCUUCCGACAGAGACAAACUGAAACGUUUCAGAUCUGUAGUGAUGUGGAAACAUAGAUCUCUAACACACACACACACACACACACACACACCCAGAGGUCCGUUCCAGCAGUUUCUGCUUCAUCAUAGAGAGACAUGCCUCCUCAUCGCAGCAGUGGCUGGUUUAUCAGACAUCGACUUUGAGCCGAUUCGGUUUGUGUCAGACGACUCUGGAUUAUGAGCCUCGUCUCGUCAGGAAGUUCAUUCAUAACAAAAACACGUCAGACGUUUAAAGUUAACUUAAAGUGAACCUGAGAAGCAAGAAAAGAGGAUCUGCGGAGAUCAGAAUGCAUGGUGUUGAGCUGAGGAGCUGAGCGCAGCUCAGAAAAUAAAUCGUCUUCAACUGAAAACACUCAUAAUGAGCUCAUUCAGCUUCGUUCCUGCUGAGGAACCAGUGACGCCGCCGCCACUGACCACGCCCCCUCGGAAAGCCUCAGUCCGCCUCCAGGAACGGCGGGGCUCCAACCUGUCGCUGCUAUUGGAUGUGAGCAAUCUGGGGGCGGAGUCAGUUUGUUCAGUGACCACGCCCAAAGAGGUGUGGCUUCAGCUGCUACAUACCUCAUCCCGAUCGCUUGCACAUGCGCAGUUACAGGAAGCUGCGGCAGACACCAGCGCUCUGAACACGGAGUACCAGAAGAUUCCUCCGAACUUCGUGAGCGCAGCCGAGCUCGACGCUCCGGGACACAUUAUGAAAGACAGAUACAAAACCAUCCUGCCCAACCCAGAGACUCGGGUGAUUCUGAAGAACCUGGAGGAAGAACCGGGUCCGGAUCGCUACAUCAACGCCAACUAUGUCAGGGGCUACAGAGGGGCUCCGAGGGCCUUCAUCGCCACCCAGGGGCCGAUGCUGCACACUGUGGGAGACUUCUGGGACAUGGUGUGGCAGGAGCGGAGCGGCAUCAUCGUCAUGGUGACCAAGCUGAAGGAGAACAACGAGAAAUGCGAGUCGUACUGGCCGCAGCCGAGGGACGGGACGAAGGUGAAGGAGGAGGACGAGGACCGGCAGGACGAGAUCCAGAGGGACGAAGACGAGGGACAGGCGCGUCGCUUCGGCAGAUUCCUGCUGAGAGUUAAAGACAGCCAGGAAAAAAACGGCUUCAUCAUUUCUGAUCUGCAGAUCCAGCUGGACUCUGAGCGCCGUCCGGUCAGACACUACUGGUUCAGCUCCUGGCCCGACCACCACAUCCCAGAAUGCAUUGUUUCUCUGCUGAAGCUGGUGGAGGAGGUGGAGACGCACAGGAAGUCCCUUGAGCCAAUCACAGACGCCGUUCUGGGUAACGGACCAAUCAUUGUCCACUGCAGCGCAGGCAUCGGGCGGACGGGUUGCUUCAUAGCCAGCAGCAUCUGCUGCCAGCAGCUCAGAGAAACCGGACAGGUGGACAUUCUGGAGACGGUUUGUCAGCUCCGACUCGACAGGGGUGGGAUGAUCCAGACCACCGAGCAGUACCAGUUCCUGUACUCCACACUGGCCCAGUACAGCCGCCAGCUGCAGCAGAACCAGGACCAGAACCAGGCGAACACAGACUCACAGAACCAGCAGACCCCUGAGGACCAGGCCAGCAUGCGGCUGCAGAACCUUCGACUGCAGAACUGAGAAAAACCAGAACCCACAGAACCAGCAAUGCCCUCAAAGAAAUCUGAGGAAAGCAGCACAGCAGAGGAAAACCAGGAGAACCAAGAGAACCAGGAGAACCGAAGGGUCGCUUGUCAGCAACAAACUGGACUGACAUGAAACCGAAUCCAUCAGGGCAACACAGCAGAACCAGAACUGGAUCUUCUGUUUGGCUCUGAAAGUAUGGAGAACCCAAAGAACCAAAAUGUUCAUCAAGGACUGAAAAGAGAAAUAAAAAAUUUGAUUAUUAAAAUGAAAUAGAUUUAUUGUUUACAUGUUUGUGUUUGUUUCUCAGAGAAGAGCAGAGCUGAACCCGACCAUCAGGUUCUGUUCAGUCAACAACUAAACCUCCAUGGUUCAGAAAGUUACUUUAAAAAAUAUUAACUUUUGAAUGGAACUGGAAGCUUUAAUGAAACAAAGUCUGAAAACUUGCUUCAGAUUAUUUUCUGGCUGUUUGCUUCAGUUCUCUGUGGUUUUUUAUCAGAAAUGUAUAAAUUUAGGUUUGUUUUAAAUUAAAAAUAUUUG